GAAGCAGGUGCAGCAUAACAACUGUGGAUUGCUCAGGAGCUGGUACAGCAGUAGCAGUGAGGGAACUUUCAGCCAGAACAAUGGGGUGUUUCUCGUUUAUCAAAGUGAUGAUGAUUAUAUUCAACGUUCUGAUAUUUCUUGGAGGUGGUACCCUCCUGGGAGUCGGAAUCUGGGUGUCUGUGGACAGCAACUCCUUUUUAAAAAUAUUUGGAACAGUGUCUGCAAGUGCUGCAGUUCAGUUUGUUAAUGUUGGGUAUUUCCUCAUUGCCAUUGGUGCUCUGUUGGUACUUCUCGGAUUCCUUGGAUGCUGUGGAGCACAAAAGGAGAGCAAGUGCCUCCUGCUCAUAUUCUUCACCAUCAUCCUGAUCAUAUUCAUCGCAGAGGUGGCUGGUGCUGUUGUAGCUUUGGUUUAUUCCAACUUGGCCGAGAGCAUAUUGGGACCCCUCCUAAAACCAGUUUUACAAAAUGAUUAUGGCUCCAACAGUAAACCAGAUGUGACAAAGAUUUGGAACGCUACCAUGGAAAAUCUUCAUUGCUGUGGUUUUGAUGGAUACUCCGACUUCAAUAAUUCCACCUACUACAGCAACUACCAUCAGUACCCGCCCUACUGCUGCAACUCAACUUCAAAUGCUGUCUGUACUCAAGUUAACGCAAUGAACUCUAAAAUUUCGGGCUGUUUCAGUCAGCUCCUCUACCUCAUUCGGCAGAAUGCUGCUAUAGUGGGGGGUGUGGCGGCUGGCAUCUGUGCACUGGAGCUUGCUGCAAUGGUGGUUUCGAUGUACCUCUACUGUCAUUUAGACAAAGAAAUCCACUAAGGAAGAGAAGACUGAAUACUUUGCACAGAAUUCAGUGUAUAUAUUUGUUUUUCCAGAGAUCUUCUGACCAGAAUCAGUAUGAACCUCAUGCAAUAGGAUUACAAACCGGCUCAGAUUUUUAUAUUUAGAAAUGCAUGCGUCACUGCAUUCCUUAUUUGAACCUUGUUAUAUAUGAAGCUUUUUUGCCACUUUUUUUUUUCUUCCCAUUUCCAUCAUUAGACAUUUUUGCAGUACAGAUUUUUAAAUUUUCCAGUUAAAAAUCUAAGCAUGUAGUGACUAUUGGUAACAGUCUGAGCCUUUUUGUAUGAUUGUGCAUUUUUGUCUGACUUGUGUAAAAGAUUGUGGUGCAAUACCAAAAAUGUCAUUUCACCCAUUUGACUGAGCUAAACAAGAGACCCAAGCAUUUCAGAAAGUCUAGAGCCUCAGCUGAAAAUCAGUAAUGACCUACAAACAUGAGCUGCUAUAAGUAUAUUUCACAGCAUCACCUUCUAGUGUAAGGCUGCGAGAGAAUGCAGAUAGUGGUAGUCGCAGCUUAGAUAUCCCAGAUGAAGAAAAACGUUUAAUAAUAUAUGAUGCAAUAAAUAAUUUGUACAUUAUCAAUGGCAUUUUUCAAGAAUGCUCCCUCUCUGUGGAAGAAGGCCCAUGUUAAUGCUUCCCCUGCCUGCCUCCACCAAACCCAGCCUUGUCGGUCCCCCUUGGACUGUUAAAAAAAAUUCAUAGGAAUUCUUAUGAAGCAGGUUUCUUUUUCUGUAGUAUUGUUAGGUCUGAAAUUCAGAUAUGUUUCAUCUGUUUUGUUUAUGUAUUGUGAAUGUUUUAUUAACAUAAUACAUUUUUUUUCAAAGGGAUUAGAAAUGAGAUAUUCAUCUUCAACAGCUCCCCAAAGUAUCACUUUGGCAGGGUCCAAUCUUUGUUGCUAAAUCAAUAGUACACUGUGGGUUAUGUACUGCAUAGCUGUUAGAUGCACUUGUCCUAAUCAGUGGCUUGCAGGAUUGCAAGAUCAGAGACCGAUGUGUAAUUUUUACCUUAAUGGAGACUAUUUAUUACUUUUUGUUGUUUGUUUGCUUUAGAAAAACCAUGAUGUCAUGUGUCGGAGUUUUUUUGUUUUAAAUUAAACGGCUACCUUAA
Messenger RNA from Xenopus laevis (African clawed frog), 1940 nucleotides. It is a transcript of the gene tspan1.L, whose product is annotated as tetraspanin 1 L homeolog. The record is from RefSeq and is marked provisional. Lineage: Eukaryota; Metazoa; Chordata; Amphibia; Anura; Pipidae. Gene Ontology annotation, cellular component: membrane; lysosomal membrane; plasma membrane.